Messenger RNA from Ilyonectria robusta, 1926 nucleotides. Its product is annotated as general substrate transporter. The record is from RefSeq and is a predicted model, not a curated record. NCBI's taxonomy places the organism in Eukaryota, Fungi, Ascomycota, Sordariomycetes, Hypocreales, Nectriaceae. The transcript has 6 exons. Gene Ontology annotation, molecular function: carbohydrate:proton symporter activity. Bases 62 to 1708 code for a protein of 548 amino acids. Gene Ontology annotation, biological process: transmembrane transport; carbohydrate transport. Gene Ontology annotation, cellular component: membrane.
CUCCACCACAUCCAGUGAACAACAUCUAGCACAACUACUAGAGCCACCGGCAACACUCACCAUGGGGUCCUCCAUCAACGACGAGAAGCACGAUCCCGACUUCGCUCCCAAGGUGGCUGCCACCAAGACGGCGAUCGGAGAUGAAGCCUUCCAGCAGGCCAUGAUCAAGGAGCCACCGCCCAAGCUGGCGGCUCCCAUCCUGAUCAUUUCCAGUCUUGUUGCCUUCUGCUGCUCGACGGCCAAUGGUUACGAUGGCUCUCUCUUUGGAACGCUUCUAUCCAACAAAAACUUCAAAAGCUUUUUCGGAGUGGAAAAUGCCGGCAUCGAAGCUGGUAUUGUCACCUCUAUGUACCAGAUCGGAUCCGUCGUCGCCAUUCCCUUUGUCGGUCCCUUCAUCGACACAUGGGGUCGACGAGUUGGCAUGACAAUUGGCGCCUGGGUUAUCAUCAUCGGCAUCAUCAUCCAGCUCACCACCUACCUCAACGCCAGUGUCGACCAGUUCAUGGCCGGACGCUUCUUCCUCGGCUUCGGUGUCAGUAUCGCUGCCGCUGCCGGACCCGUCUACGUCGUCGAAGUCUCCCACCCUGCCCACCGUGGUGUCAUCACCGGUCUUUACAACGUCAUGUGGCCCGUCGGCGCCCUGGUUGCUAGCUGUGCUGCCCGAGGUGGGCUCGACGUCGGAGGCAACACGUCGUGGAUGAUUCCAGUCGGUCUUCAGUUGUUGUUCCCUUGCGUCAUUGGCUUUGGUGCCAUGUGGCUCCCCGAGUCUCCACGUUGGUUGUACACUCACGGCAAGAUUCAGUUGGCUACCGAGAACUUGGUGCGGUUCCACGGCCACGGCAACCCCGAGAGCGAAUGGGUCAAGCUCCAGCUCAACGAGUAUGAGCAGCAUCUUGAGUUGGACGGCACAGACAAGAGGUGGUGGGAUUACCGCGCCCUGUUCUCUUCCCGUGCUUCUAUCUACCGCCUCACGUGUAACUGUCUUGUAUCUCUCUUCGGACAGUGGGCGGGCAACAGCAUUGUCUCGUACUAUCUCAGCGCCUUCCUCGAUACGGCUGGAAUCACCGACUCCAUUAAGCAGACAAACAUCGCCGUCGGUAUGAAUGCCAUCCAGAUAGUCUUCGCUGCACUUGGUGCCAGCAUCACCGACACUGUGGGCCGUCGUCCCAUGCUAGUCAUCGUCAAUAUCGUCUGCGGCCUCUGCUGGAUCGGUGUCACUGUUCCUGCUUCGAUCGGAAACAUCACGGAUGUUGAUGAUAAGUCACAGCUCGAUGCCGUCUCCCCUUCAGUUAGCAAGGCUGUUCUGGCUUGGGUCUACAUUUUCCAGAUCUGCUAUUCCGUUGGAUGGACGCCCCUCCAGGCUCUCUACCCGGUUGAAGUCCUCAGCUAUGAGAUUCGAGCCAAGGGGAUGGCUUUCAGCUCCCUUUUCACUUCAGCAGCUAUGCUUGUUAUGCAGUUUGGUAUUCCUGUGGCGCUGAAGAACAUUGCCUGGAAGACCUACAUCGUCUUCUGUGUCUGGUGCUUCAUCCAGUCGGGUAUUCUGUACUUCCUCGUCCCCGAGACGAAGAACCGAACUCUCGAGGAACUUGACCACAUCUUUUCUUCGGCAAGCCCCGUCAAGGCAUCCAAGCAGAGGAAGGUCUACGAAGUUGACAGCAAUGACAACAUCAUUCACGUUGAUGCUUCAGCCUCUCCCAGCCGUGUCUAGGGGUAUCCGCACUCGUAUCAUUCUGAUGUCAAAGUCUAAGAGUUGCACUGGCUCCAAGACAAUGAACCUCGCUUCCUAUUUCUGACAUGCUUUGGCUUGAAAAUUGAAGAUAGUAACACUCACUGGCAAUUGACUAGUUAUAACUCAGAGAUUGCUUAGUUUUAAUGUACACUAUAUAAUCUAUUGACCUCGAUGAGAAAAUCCAUUGGUUGCAUCCA